Molecule: messenger RNA, 1446 nt
Organism: Pectinophora gossypiella (pink bollworm)
Lineage: Eukaryota; Metazoa; Arthropoda; Insecta; Lepidoptera; Gelechiidae
Product: transcription factor HES-4-like
Exons: 3
Coding region: 74-1342 (422 amino acids)
Biological process (GO): regulation of transcription by RNA polymerase II; regulation of neurogenesis; anterior/posterior pattern specification
Cellular component (GO): nucleus
Molecular function (GO): protein dimerization activity; RNA polymerase II cis-regulatory region sequence-specific DNA binding; DNA-binding transcription factor activity, RNA polymerase II-specific
Source: RefSeq, a predicted model, not a curated record
GGGGUGGACGUGCCUACAGCCUUAACGGGGUAGGCAGGAGAGGAUUUUAGUGUGUUUGUGAAGUGAAGUGACAAUGCCGUGCAGUGAAGAUGAUGACUCUCAGAGUGGAUUUAUGUCGGAGCCUCCUCAGGGAAUGUCCAAAGCUGAACUUCGGAAGACGAACAAACCGAUAAUGGAGAAGAAGCGGCGCGCGCGCAUCAACCACUGCCUCAACGAGCUCAAGGACCUCCUCAUGGACGCCAUGGAUAAAGACCCGACGCGUCACUCCAAGCUGGAGAAGGCAGACAUCCUGGAACUGACUGUGAAGCACCUUCAAACCCUGCAGCGACAACAGCUCGCGGCCGCCAUCGCCGCCGACCCUGCUGUGCUCCACCGGUUUAAAGCUGGCUUCGGAGACUGCGCGGUCGAGGUUAGGAGGUACCUCUCCAGACUAGCGAGCGUACCAACAGGGCUGAGACACCGCUUGGGGAAUCAUUUGAAUACUUGCCUCUCUGGCAUGCAAAGGUUAAACCCAGAGUUCAGAGACCCACCUCUAGUGCCAGACCCGCUAAGGCUAGACGAUGAAAGACCAAGCGCCUUUCACUUCGUAAGGUCCACCAAGCCACACAGUCCGCCACUAAGCCCUCUAUCCUGUGACUCCGCCUGUGACUCUUCAACUGAACUCGAGACUCCCCCACGACCGGUGCAAACAUUCCCCUUCCCCACUCCUCCUAGCAGAUCCGCGUCAGACCAAGACUCAAGCCCAGAAACACAAAAACCAACAGUAUCCUCCACGACGAUAUCACCAGAAACGCUAAAGCAAGAAGCUUUAAGGAACAAAAAAUACAUGGAGCCGUUGUCAAUAGUCAUCGAUGUGGAGAACUAUAAAAUUGGCAUCGACGCGUCACCUAAGAGAGCAGUGGAUUAUUCCAUGAGGAACAAACUCAAAAGACCAGUGGUUGACUUGAUGGGACCGGCUCCGAAAGUCGUAAGAAUAGAACCAGAAAGAACGGUUACCAUCCCGGAAAGAAUACCCGAUCAUAGGGAAAGAUUGAGCCCGGAAAAAUCUUCUGCGUUUAGGAAAGUCCCAGAGAGAGUACCGUUUCAGGAAAAGAAGUUUACUUUACCGGAGAGUAUCACAACUCCGAACGUGGCGCCUGCGCGGUCCAUGCCAUUUAUCCGAACCGUGAUCAGUCAUACAGCUGAGUCGUUGGCGCAGUCUUCAAAUGUAUUUGUAAAGGAAGAAAAUUCUUCAGCUGUGGUAAAGAAAGAGGAGAAAAUAGAACCGAAAACAGAAGCCGACAGCUCGCGGGCGCCGGCGCAGGGCGGUUCUGGCGCGUCAGAAAUGUGGCGUCCUUGGUGACAUCCAUAGAAGACAGAUUGUAUAUACGUAUUUUCCAAAUGACGAAGGAAUUAUAUCAAAAGAGCUUAAACUAGUUGAAACCGCGCCAGGGUUUAUCCCUAAAU